AAAACAUUUUUUGGUUUGUGCCAAGAGUAUACUGCCGUUAUACGCAUAAUUGUCCCAUGUAUAUAGGAAAUCCCAGCAAACAUGGGACAAAUAUGCGUAUGACGGCAGUAUAGUAAUUGAAAUUAAUUGAGAAAAGUAAUAACUCCGCGAAGUUUUGAUGAUCGAAUUUUUAUUAUUCGUUAUGUUGAUUAUUGGUGAUUUCGCUAUUGCCAAAGAAUAAGCGCAUAAUCACAGUUUAAAAAAAAAGUAAUUAGUUUGUGCAAGUAAAGUGGCAUGUUGAUAGUGGAAAUUUGGUAAAUAUUUUUGGUGAUUUCAUUUUUCGCUUGCUAAAGACAAGUUGCACAAUUGAACUGACAAUAAAACUAAAUAAUAGUGUUUUGGUGCGUUUAACAUUUUUAUUCAUGGCGAGUUUUGAUUGUUUGAACAAAAGAUAUAGAACACAAUAAGAAAACAAUAUUAACGCAUUUGCCCAAAAGUACACGCGGCGCUCCCCAAAGGAAACGACGCACCGCGCUUUUUGCUGCCCGUAUACUCGAUUCUUAUGGGGAGAUAACAUUGCGGCGUUUCCUAAGGUGCGGUUGUUCCUGUCGAAUGUGGAACGCCGCGUGGAAUCUUGUGCAAAUGCGCUUUUGGAAACAUCACAACAGCCGCGCGGUGUAUCGUAUUGACAGCACCCUACAAUAUCUAACUUACUUUGAAUGUUUGUCAGAGAAUGUAUUGAACCAUUUCAUUGUUUGCUUUUUUUGUUGAAAACGGCUUUGAGUGACAUUAUAUUGUGUUUUUGUCUUUUUUCUAAAAUUUUGAUGAAUAUGUCCUACGUGGUAGCUCCCAAUAUCGAGCCCUACCGUAAGGGUCAAUCAUUCGCUUCUUGGAUUAAACGUUUAUCGUGCCAUUUCCGAGUGAAUAAAGUUGAAGAAAAUGAGAAAAAAUACCAGAUGUUAUUUUUGGGAGGUGAUUUUUUGCUCGAUAUGGCAGAACAUGGUUGGAAAUAAUGCGACAUCUACUGCCUGUCCGAAUCAAUAUGAGAUCGUUGAGGAUGUACAAAGAUUAUCGGAUCUGCUAAGACCAUCGAUGACUGUGGUUCGGGCCAGGACUUGUCGGCUGCUACUGACUGUCAAUGAAGCCAAGAGUAGUCGGCUGGUGCUGGCUGAUGAAGACCCCAAAACUGGAUGGACGCUACGAGCUAUCGCUGGAUCCGAGAUUGUCGCUAAGAACGAGAUACCAACCAUGGACGAUUUAAAUGUCGGGCUGUUACCGGAUCGGAACGACAACGGAAGAUUAAUAUCUGAUCUGGUAGCGCUUUCUGGCCUACCAAGGCGUUCGGAAAAAAAUUAUAAUAUUUUUUGUUAUAGUGUAGUUCUGGUGGUGCUUUCUGGCUCUACCAAGCCUUUCGAGUUAAGUUACAUGAGUAAUUAUUAGAUAUGUUGAACGU
Messenger RNA from Armigeres subalbatus, 1432 nucleotides. RefSeq lists its product as uncharacterized. The record is from RefSeq and is a predicted model, not a curated record. NCBI's taxonomy places the organism in Eukaryota, Metazoa, Arthropoda, Insecta, Diptera, Culicidae. The transcript has 2 exons. The coding region runs from base 919 to 1419 and encodes 166 amino acids.